AGAAUCAUGUUGCGCAUGCCGAAUGUUGGCCGAGCUUUGGCCGGAGCCACCAAGGGCAGCCUGGCUCCAUCCUACCCAGUGCGCACUAAUGUGCGUGCUGCUGGCAAUAUGGUGGAAGUGUUUGUUGAUGGGAAACCAGUGGAGGUAGAGCCUGGUACUACUGUUCUGCAGGCCUGUGAGAAAGCAGGAAUCCAGAUCCCAAGGUUCUGCUACCACGAGCGCCUCUCAGUGGCUGGGAAUUGCCGCAUGUGUCUAGUAGAGAUUGAGAAAGCCCCAAAGCCAGUAGCGGCUUGUGCCAUGCCUGUCAUGAAGGGUUGGAACAUCCUAACAAAUUCAGAGAAGACUCGCAAAGCCAGAGAGGGAGUCAUGGAAUUUCUGUUGGCCAACCACCCACUGGACUGCCCAAUUUGUGAUCAGGGUGGAGAGUGCGACUUGCAGGACCAGUCCAUGCAGUUUGGUUCUGACCGCAGUCGCUUCACGGAGCAGAAACGAGCAGUGGAAGACAAGAACAUCGGCCCACUCAUCAAAACGAUCAUGACUCGGUGUAUUCAAUGCACACGCUGUGUCCGUUUUGCCAGUGAAAUUGCUGGAGUUGAAGACUUGGGAACAACGGGAAGGGGGAACAACUUGCAAAUCGGGACCUAUGUGGAGAAGAUGUUCAUGUCUGAGCUAUCAGGGAAUGUUAUUGAUAUUUGCCCAGUCGGCGCUCUAACUUCCAAGCCAUACGCGUUCACUGCACGACCUUGGGAAACGAGGAAAACUGAGUCAAUUGACGUGCUGGAUGCCGUGGGCAGUAACAUUGUGGUGAGCACAAGAGGAGGUGAGGUGAUGAGGGUUCUACCAAGGCUGAAUGAAGACAUUAAUGAAGAAUGGAUCUCUGACAAGACCAGGUUUGCCUAUGACGGUCUGAAGAGGCAGCGGUUGACUCAGCCAAUGGUUAAGGAUGAGUCAGGUCAGCUGACCCCAGCGAGCUGGGAGGAUGCUCUGACCCGUGUUGCUGGAGCUCUACAAGGUGUACAAGGCACCGAAGUGGCGGCCAUCGCGGGAGGCAUGGCAGACGCUGAAGCUCUUGUUACCCUUAAAGAUCUCCUCAACAGGUUGAAUUCAGAAAACCUCUGCACGGAGGAGGUCUUCCCUAUGGCCGGAGCCGGCACUGAUUUGCGGUCCAAUUAUCUUUUAAACACGCGCAUUUCUGGCAUUGAGGACUGUGACCUGCUUCUGCUGGUCGGGACGAACCCACGCUACGAAGCCCCGUUGUUCAACGCCAGAAUCCGUAAGAGCUGGCUUCAUAAUGAGCUACGUGUUGCACUAGUGGGUCACAGCGUUGACCUGAGUUAUACGUAUGACCAUCUUGGAGAAGAGACAUCAGUCCUGAGAGAGCUAGCUAAUGGAACACACCCAUUCUGCAAGGUCCUUGCAGCUGCUCAGCGACCCGUUGUCAUUGUGGGCAGUAGCGCUCUACAGAGAGAGGAUGGUGCUGCCAUUUUAAGUUCAGUGUCCACCAUCGCACAGAAUGCCAGAACCAGUAGCGGAGUGGAGGAAGGUUGGAAAGUUCUCAAUGUCCUGCACAGAGUGGCCAGUCAAGUAGCGGCCCUGGACCUGGGUUACAAAGCAGGCGUGGACGCAAUCAGGAAUAAUCCACCCAAGGUCUUGUUCUUGCUUGGAGCAGAUAGUGGGUGUGUCACCCGAGCUGACCUUCCUAAAGACAGCUUCAUUAUCUACCAGGGUCAUCAUGGUGACGUUGGCGCAACAAUGGCAGAUGUAAUCCUCCCCGGUGCUGCGUACACAGAGAAAAAUGCCACAUAUGUCAACACGGAGGGUAGGAGUCAACACACCCGGGUGGCCGUGACUGCGCCGGGAAUGGCCCGAGAGGAUUGGAAGAUCAUAAGAGCUGUGGCGGAGCUGGCAGGUAUGACGCUGCCUUACGACUCACUGGACGAGGUCAGAUCCAGGCUUGCUGAGGUGUCUCCAAACCUGGUGCGGUAUGAUGACGUGGAAGAGGCAAACUAUUUUAAGCAGGCAAAUGAACUUGCUAAGGGGGUGAAGCAGGACCUGAUCGCUGCUCCUCUCAUACCACCUCAAAUCUCAGUAAAGGACUUCUACAUGACAGACUCCAUCAGCAGAGCCUCGCAGACAAUGGCCAAGUGUGUGAAAGCCAGCACAGAGGGGGCGGCCGCAAUUGAAGAGCCCUCUAUUUGUUAA
Nerophis lumbriciformis (worm pipefish) is the source of this 2202-nucleotide messenger RNA. The record is from RefSeq and is a predicted model, not a curated record. Lineage: Eukaryota; Metazoa; Chordata; Actinopteri; Syngnathiformes; Syngnathidae.